UCCUGGAAAACUGUACAGGCCACAUUACAUUACUUCACUUCUUCUAACUAUUUUUCAUAUUCCCUACCACUUUCAUAUUCUUUCUUCCACAAUUUCGGCACUGGUUUCAGUAUUCAGCUUAUUUAUGUGGAACACAUUGUUUAGACACUGCAGUAAUGUAGUACGGACUCGGCAUCUAUUUACUUCUAAACAGGUCGACUGCGCACACGCGUGCUUGUCGGCGGUCAUCUCUGCAGGUGGCAAGAUUAUUACUCAUAGGAAAGAGACGAGAAGAAAGCUUUCGUCCUCUUAUACCAAUUAUCUAAAUAGAAUGUCACAAAUCGCAAUCGAUUCAGUGUAACGUGCUUCCUCAAAUACAACUUAAAAAUUUUCGAAUUAACUUACUCUUGGGUAUUUGAGGACAUAUUUACGGAUAAACGGGACAUUUUGAACUUUCUAUACAUUUUUAUUCAAAAUUGUUAGAUACAUCAUCCCGAGAAUGUUUUUGUAUAAACUUGAAGCUGAGAUUCUAAACUAUCAACAAGUCUGAGAAUAUUGAAAUAAUAAUCAACCGAGAAUGAAGAUAGUGUUUAUGAUCUCGUUUUUCAAAACGUAGUUUAUAUAAAACCAAGGAGUAGUGUACCUAACCUAACCUAACUUAACCUGAACAAGAAGUAGUGUAUGUGUUAUAUACAUGAAAAUAUUGAUAAUAACACGAACGAAAAAUCUCUGUUGGAUUUGCUUGUUUAUAUGGCGAGUGAUGGAAUACAUUCAUUGAAAAUUAUGCUAUCUUACCCGAGUAGAAAAUAAAGAUCUCAGCCAUCAUGAUGCAUUUUGAUUUUUUGGAAACGAAGUAGUUUUUCAAGAGUUAAAUCAGUUUUCAUGUGCGCCUGGAACGUAAAUGGGCUUGAAUUCGCACUGGCGGGAAUUUGCCAGCGGAUGCUCUGGCUUUCGGCGUUGACGGAGAUUUACUCAGAAAUAGUGGUUCCAACGACAAAAUGAAUGUGAAUCUUUUUUGUAGAAAAUUUUGUGCUCUACAUUUUUAGUUCACACUGUCAUUUUCGAAUUUCUCAUAGUUUUCGAGUUAUUCGCUUUUCAAAAUUUUUUUGAGUUUGAAAGUUCCAAAAUUUCGAAAAUCCGUGAACGUAAUUUUGAGUCGCUAGGUUUAUUCAGUAACCCAAAAACCGCUAAGAAUCGAGAAAAUCAGAAGCGCCCAAUUCAAUUUCGGACCUCCUAUUUUACCUGUACUAUGUUUUUCAAAACCGUUCGUUGCAUUGAGUUGUGAACAGAGAACUUGACUUUAUCUUUUUUGUUCUCUGUCACAAAUGAGGAUGUUUUGCGUUUCGCAAAUAUAAAAACUGGCUUCGACAUUUUAUCAGGAAUAUAAAAUUGCACUCCUCACGUGUAAACUUUAUGUAAUGUUUCAUUAUUCCUAUUUUAUUUUUAUUACGUUCUUACAUAUUAAACUGGAUAUAUUUUCUUGUUUUGCAAGAAACCUUAGAAUAUUUAGAUGAUAUAGAUUCGUCAUCUAUGAUAUAUCAUAUGAAGAAUGACAGUAAGGGAUAAAGAUGCCGGUAAACAGCACAAAAGAACGGCUGUCAACAUAUUUCUUGGAUAAUACCAGGCCAGUUAUAAAAUUGUAUUAGUUGUUGAAUCGAUCAAACUAGAUUUUUUUGGAUAAUGAAGAUUCUGUUAAAGAUCAAAUUUUGCCUGACGUUACAGAAAGUUUUUUAAUAUCAUUCAGAAUGCUGUAUAAGAGAAAGCCUUGAACGUAUUAUUAUGAUGUAGAUACUUCAAAAAUGGCAGAUAAAACCUCGUACCCCUUAUAAUAAUACGGUGAGGUGACGACGAUGUCCAAAUCAUAUGCUGAAACCUGUUCUGUUAAUAAGAUAUACAUUUUGUAAGACUGUAGACAAUUUUUUAAUUAUCUCCAUCAAUUAAUUUAAUCUCGGAAAAGUUUUUCGAUGACAACCAAUAUAACAUAUUUGUAACUAAUUUGAAAAAUAUGCAGUUUUUGUAUGUGAAACUAAAUUCAAAUGUUACAAUCGAUAAGAUUAAUGUACCCAUCUCUAUAUAAAGUGUUGACGACUCACAAAAUUUAUUGGAAUAUCAAUUUGCAGGAUCAGGUUUCAGCAACUAUCUUAGUUUUUUGAUUUCGAAUGCAGUAAAAAAUGACAGAAAAUGAUGAGAUGUAGAAGCUGUGCACCAUAACAAAUCAUCUAAAAGCCAAUAUAAUCAGGAAAAUUCACACUUGUCAGAUUAUUAUAGCAUAUUACUUAUUUUAACUGACAUUGAGCUAUAACAUCUGGUCUUGGUGCUCUCCGUCAAGAUAUGCAUUUACAGUUAUUUAAGAGACCUAAUGAUCUAACAAAGGUUAUUAAAUAAGUUUUGCAAAACGUACUGCCCGAUUAAUAAUUUUAAGACCUGAUAUUCAGAAGCUUCCAUUUUUUUAAUUAUGAUAACCUAUUUACCAGGUUUCCACUAUUAGCCUAAUUGUCAUCAUGAGGAUACGAAAACUAUUCAGAAAAUAGAUUUCCACUGUAUUGUACACUGCGUAAAAAUUAUUUAGAAAAAGUAACAAAAUCUUGCAGAAACGUAUUGAUUUGAAAAAAUGGGUUAUCAAUUCCAUUGUUUGUGUUGUAUCAGCAACAUGUCAAGAAUAUAAAAAUGCCCUUUAGGGUAAACGUCAUGUAAUGUUCUAUUAUUCUUAUUUUAUUUAUACGACGUACUUACAUAUAAAACUUGGCAUAUUUUCUUGCCUUCUCAUUUUUUAAAUAUAAGAAAGUAACAUGACACAUAUAAAUAUUUGGUAUUCAUGAUCACACUGGUCAACUUCUCUUUUCAUAACCCACCUCUACUUUAUAUUCGGACUUUCAGAGAAAUCUCUUUAUACUAUAUCUAGAAAUCUUAUAUGAUGCUUGUGAUGUGACUUUAGGAUAUACCCAUACAUAAAGGAAUUUCCGAAGAUACAAGGUCACGGUUAAACAUAUCGAUAUUUUCAGAGUGCAGGCAACAGUUAUGUGUUGUUUUUAAGUGAAUCAGUUACAUAAAAUGGCUACACUUAGUUUGAUAUUUUCAGUAUUAGGGGCUUGGAUGGUAUUUCUACUGUUAGGAUUCACAAAAUUAUCUUUCUUCUCAAAACCAGGCUGCGAUUAUACUGACCAAUAUUGUAAAUUUUUAAUACAAGCGCAAUCAAUUCCCGUUGGGGAAAUAUUUGGAGCAUUUCUGUUUUGUUUUUUAGCAGAAAUUUUUGGUAGAAAAUAUAUUGUGUUGACUCUUUUCAUACCCAUAAUCGUUUAUUCAGCGCUGAUUGAGUUCAGUUACGAUUCAAAGAAUUUUAUUUUCGCAAGUUAUGCAAGAGCUAUUUCUUAUGGUGGAGCUUUAACUAUUUUGCCCGUAUAUCUUGGCGAAAUUUCUGAGAAGCAAUCAAGAGGAAAAAUAAUUUCAUCUGUGUUUGCAUUACAUAUUAUAGGAAAAUAUUUACAAGCUGUAACUAAAUCCAUUUUCACUGUAGCUGGUAUUUCUAUGGUGCAUUAUGGGUCAAUAGUUUUAAGUAUUCUCACUGGUAUUGUUUUUGCUGUAUUUACUCGUGAUACUCCGAGUUUCUUUAUCCAACGAAAACAACCUCAACAAGCUAAAGAAAGCUUGAGAGACAUCAGGAAUGCAAAUGUAGAUAUUGAUAACGAACUUGAACAGCUAAUGGGAAAGAGAGUUAGUACAGAAAAUAUUGAAGGUACCGUUAUGCUUUGUUUGGAAUCUAAUGGAUGUCUCAAAGCGUUUAUAAUCAUGAUGAGUCUAUUAGGGUUCAAGAUUCUUACCGGAGAUUAUACUCUCCUUUUGUUCAUUGCAUCACCUUUCAACACUACUCAACAUUUGAGUUAUGUAUAUAUUUUAAUAGGAGUCACUCUUUGUGGAAGCAGUAUAUUGUGUUCCGUUUUAGUGGAUAAAAUUGGAAGAUUGAAUUGUCUCCUUAUCUCUUUCGUAAUAAUGUUUGUAGAUCAAUUAGUAUUGAUUAUACUUGUAGCUGUUGGUACUCCAAUCAAUGAGUUCUUGGUGAUAAUACUUAUCAUUGUUUUUUUCUUUGCAUAUUAUAUAGGCAUUGGACCUAUUCCAUUAGUUUUGGUUGGAGAACUUUUUCCGAUGAAAUUUAAAAUGAUUUUAUCGGCUACAGUUACAUCAUUUUUCUUUGGUCUUGAAUUCCUUGCAUGGAUUUGUCUAUAUUUUAAGUUAGAAAUGAAUAUAAUGUUAAUAGGGAGUAUAACUUUUUGUCUCAUUGCAACUUUUACUGUCAAAUUAUUUUAUUUUGAAACAAAAGGCAAGAGCUUAAAUGAAAUCCAAUUACGACUUAAUAAAAAAUGAGUUUAUGAGAAUUUUUCUUCAAAAUA
Molecule: messenger RNA, 4364 nt
Organism: Diorhabda carinulata
Lineage: Eukaryota; Metazoa; Arthropoda; Insecta; Coleoptera; Chrysomelidae
Product: facilitated trehalose transporter Tret1-like
Exons: 3
Coding region: 3031-4338 (435 amino acids)
Biological process (GO): transmembrane transport
Cellular component (GO): membrane
Molecular function (GO): transmembrane transporter activity
Source: RefSeq, a predicted model, not a curated record